Molecule: messenger RNA, 1407 nt
Organism: Cricetulus griseus (Chinese hamster)
Lineage: Eukaryota; Metazoa; Chordata; Mammalia; Rodentia; Cricetidae
Source: RefSeq, a predicted model, not a curated record
GCUUUUUCAGGAAUCCCAAAUUUGGUUACCAGAACUCAUGUUGGGUGGCUCACAACCACCUGUAACUCUAGCUCUAGAGGGUUCUGAUAUCUCUGGUUGCUACAGGCACUUGUAGUCACAUAUAUAGGCAGACAGAUACAACUAAAAAAUCUUUUAAAAGAGAAGUACAUAUGGGGACUGGGAUCUAACUCAGUAGAGUGUUUGCCUAGCAUGCAUGAAACUCUGGGUUCAGUUACUAAUAUUGCAUAAAGUUGAGCAUGGCAGGCAUACUACUGUAAUUCCAGUCCUCAAGAAGGGGAGGCAGGAGGAUAGAUACUUCAAGGUCUUGUUCCAUUACAUGGGGUUUAAAGCCAGCUCAGGGUCUAAUGUAAUACAUUAUUAUUAUUUUGGUUUUGAGAUAAGGUUUUGCUAUCAAGACCAGCCUGGACACACGUAAGCUCUUAAAGCAUCUUCUGACCUUGCAUUUCCGAAGUUGCUUGUUGUCAGCAUUUAUUGGAGAGUUUUGAUAUUUUAUGGCCUGUGUUGUUGGUAGCUCUCACUUUAAAAGCCUCUUUCUCCCCCUCCCCCCAGUUUAUUCUUACCAUGGAUUCAAGCAGCAUCAGUGAUGAAGACUGUGAAGCCUAUAUGUCUGAAUUGCUGGAGAAAAGGUCCAGCUGUGUGGUGAUCAAGUCAGACUCUGAUUCUGAUUCUCCCUCUAAGGAAAAGAGAGCUAAGAUCUGUGAAAUGAGCAGUGAAGAUGAGUCUUCUGACGAGUCUUCUAACAAAUCUAACAAAUCUUCUAACAAGUCUUCUGACAAGUCUUCUAACAAGUCUUCUAUCGAGUCCUCUGACGAGUCUUCUAACACUGAGGGCUCCAGUGUUCAGAAGACUUCAGUAAUUGUUAUCGAUGACGAAGAUGAUGACAAUCCCCAUUUGAGGGAUGCUGAGAAGAAAAGAGAUGAUUCCAGUGUUGAGUGCCAAAUGCCUGUGCAUGAAAAAGAGGUAGUUGAAUGUAUUGAAUCUGAGCCUUCAUCUGAUGUUUGUGAAAUAUGGGAUCUUGUUGAAAGUUCUGAACAACCACUACUGGAGCCCGAGCAGGAGCCCGAACCCGAAUGGGAACCUGACCUGGAGCCCCAGUGGGAGUCUGAGCCAGAAACCGAGCCUGAGCCAGAGCCUGAGCCUGAGCCUGAGCCCCAGUGGGAGUCCCAGCCAGAAACCAAGCCUGAGCCAGAGCCAGAGCCUGAGCCUGAGCCGGAGCCCCAGUGGGAGUCUGAGCCAGAGCCAGAGCCGGAGCCGGAGCCCCAGUGGGAGUCUGAGCCAGAAACCGAGCCAGAGCCAGAGCCUGAAACGGAGCCCCAGUGGGAGCCGAAGCCAGAAACCAAGCCCAAGCCAGAAGCCCAGCCAGAUCCUAACCAUAAGUUAGAGUGA